Molecule: messenger RNA, 917 nt
Organism: Vigna unguiculata (cowpea)
Lineage: Eukaryota; Viridiplantae; Streptophyta; Magnoliopsida; Fabales; Fabaceae
Product: non-specific lipid transfer protein GPI-anchored 9-like
Source: RefSeq, a predicted model, not a curated record
GAACCGCACCUCACCUAACAUAACAACCCCAAAAGGAACCGCCCUUGGUGAGAAACGCAGAAAGAUAUACAGAGAGAGAGAGAGAGAGAGAGAGAGAGAGAGAGGGGAAAAGGGGAUCCAUACUCCAUAGACACUGAAAUCAAAAUUUCCGACAGACAGGAUCAAUCGUUGGAGUGGGAAAAAACACGAGAAAAUGGGAGGAAGCAAAUGUUUGGUGUGGUUGGUGGUGGUUUUGGCCUUGACGAUGAGUUUGGCAGAGGCGCAAUCCGGAACUACCGCCAGUUGCGCCCAAGACCUGAUUCCGUGCGGGGAAUACUUGAAUUCCAACAGCACCCCACCCAGUUCUUGCUGCGACCCACUGAAGCGAACCGUCGAAAACGAACUCCCUUGCCUCUGCAACCUUUUCUACAACUCUAACCUGCUUCAAGGUCUCAAUAUCACUGUCGAAAGCGCUCUCGCUCUCAGUCGCAGCUGCGGCGUCACUAGUGAUCUCUCCAGCUGCAAUGGGGCUCCUGCUCCAGGUUCAAGGGCACCCCCAGCCACUCCCGGAGGAAGUACCCCCCCAUCAGGAGCAGCCAAAGUAACAUUCACCGGAAUUUCUUUCCUUCUCUUAUUUUGGGUAUCUAUGCUGUUUAAUUAAGGUCGCAUUUUAGUCUUCGGAGCCUCCUAUCUCCUAUGUUCAACUUAUCUUUGUACUGUUCAGCCAUUUCAUUGUAUUUUCUUGUUCUUUUUCCUCGUUAGAAACCUAUGAUUCAAUUGAGUAAAAUAGUUUAUUUACGGAGUGGACAUUCAUUCUUCUGCUCAAUUUUUUGUUUCUACACUUAUUUGUGGUGCUUUGUGUUGCACCGUCUAUAUAAACUGGAUUGUUGUAUUAUGAAUUAUAUCAUUAUUAUUAUUAUUAUUAUUAUUAUUAUUAU